ACCAACCCCACUCACUUCAUCAAAAUUCCCUCCUCAUUAUACUUACCUACUUUCUUCCUUUCUUCAUUUCUCCUCCCAAAAACAGGAUGAUGAAGCCCAAAUUCCUUUCACAUUCUCUCAUCUCUCUGCUCAGCUUUCCCGUUUUCUGUUUUCUCGAUUUCCUUGACGCUCUCCUCUGUGUAGCAUACCGAUUCAUCGAUUCCUUCCUCGAAGAAACUUCCUCUUCCCCAUGCUACUGCUGCUCACCUGGUGAAGUACAGAGCUCCCUGAAAAUGGCGGUGGACGGUGAAAGCGAACUGUCUGUCACACUCUACCGGAGGAAGAACGUGUUCCGGCGAAUGGCUGUGCUCGCGAACGGGGCGGCUGGAGGUCGGAGCCGCGAAUGUGAUGGGAGCGGAGAAGGAAGAGGGAACAGGUGGUCUGACUGUGGAUGCGAGCCUUGCAUUGCUUGGAUGAAGAAAGGAGAGAGUGGCGGAAUCGCUGAUUUGAGGCUCCAUUUAGUGGUCCGAGAACCAUCUGCAUCUGCAGGUAAGUUGGAGGAUCCCAAUGGUAACACUACAGAAAACAUAAUAUUUUUGCACGGCUUCAUGGGAUCGUCAUCGUUUUGGACACAAACUGUAUUUCCCUAUCUGUCUGAAAAUGCAAUGCAAAAGUACAGAUUGUUUGCAGUGGACCUACUGGGAUUCGGACAAAGCCCAAAGCCAAGGGAUUGUUUUUAUACCAUGAAGGACCAUUUAGAAAUGAUCGAAAAAACAGUUAUAAUUCCAUUUGAGUUGAAAUCGUUUCACCUGGUUGCUCACUCCAUGGGAUGUGUGAUAGCUCUAGCACUAGGAGCAAAGCAUGCACAGUCUGUGAAAUCAAUCACAUUGAUAGCGCCUCCUUACUUCCCUGCUGAUGCGGGGAAGGAUGCUAGUUUAUCAACCUUAGAGAAAGUUGCAGCAAGACGAAUAUGGCCACCAGUGUUAUUUGGUUCAGCAUUCAUGUCAUGGUAUGAGCAUCUCGGUCGGUGUGUGUGCUUUAUUAUUUGCCGGAACCACAGAACCUGGGAGUGGAUUUUGAGAAAAAUAACCGGAAGAGAUCUGCAUUUCACAUUGGUGGACAUGACACGGCAUACUCACCAUUCGGCCUGGCAUACCAUGCAUAAUGUGAUUUGUGGUGGAGGAAAAAUGAUGGACAAGUACUUGGAAGCUUUAACAAGCUGUGGGGUGAAAAUGAAAAUUAUUCAUGGGUCUGAGGACCAAGUAGUGCCAUUGGAAUGCAGUGAGAAGAUGAAGAUGAAAGCUGGAGAUGCCAAAGUGAAAUUUAUUGCAGGUGCAGAUCAUUCUUCUGUGAUUAUGGGCAGAGAAAGGGAUAUCAGUAGGGAUUUACAGCAAUUUUGGGCAUCAAUUACUAAAUAAUUCACAUGUGGAAUAUUCUUUUAUCCCCCCCCCCCCUUCCAAUUUAGUGCUUCACCGCCCCUAGACAUGUUACUUCUGCUGAUGAACCAAUAACAAGCCCAAAGCAAAUUAUUCUUUCGCCUUUUACUACUAUACAAUACCUGUACACAAUGCAAAUAAGAUACUCCAAAAGUUUUUGAAAGCGGGGCACCGCAUGUAUGGGAAUGGGUCCGGUCAAGUCAGGUGCAUCUAUGAUAUAUUUUGUCUAGAUUAUUCAAUGUCGGUUUCGAACGAUGGACAUCUAUGAAUUAUAUGUCUAGUUUUGAACUUAUUAAGACCAUUCUAAAUAAUAGUAUUCGACUUUAUGAAAGAAACACAUAAUUCAGAUUAGGAAUGGAUCAUCCUUGCACCGGAUUUUGCAUUAGAAAUAUUUUUAUUUUUCAUACUAUAAAAUGGUCCUAAUUUUAGUUUUGAACUAGGAUCAUGUUGAAGGCUACACCAUUGUGCUACAAAAUUUAUUUGUAUCUAGCUUGUCUGAAAUGUAAUACUACCGUGCAUAAUUGAAUAUGCAUAAUUCAAGUACUAAUGCUUGUACAUUUCAUCCUUCA
Molecule: messenger RNA, 1984 nt
Organism: Cuscuta epithymum
Lineage: Eukaryota; Viridiplantae; Streptophyta; Magnoliopsida; Solanales; Convolvulaceae
Source: the annotation of a GenBank genome assembly